Messenger RNA from Closterium sp. NIES-67, 7450 nucleotides. NCBI's taxonomy places the organism in Eukaryota, Viridiplantae, Streptophyta, Zygnematophyceae, Desmidiales, Closteriaceae. The record is from the annotation of a GenBank genome assembly.
CCAUUUCUGCUUCCAGGCGUUCGCUUUCCUCGAGCACUCCGUCCUUCCUGAAAGCAUCGUUCGGCGUAUCUCGGAAAAUCUCCUAGUUGCUUCAAGCUAAUCGCUUAUGCAUCGGAACUCAAACUCGGUCUAGCUUUCCGUCUUGGCGUGCGUCAACCCACCGCCAUAGGCAACGGUGACAUGCGAGGCUUCCUGACAGCUGGAUUCGACCUUACACAGUUGGAUCCUACCUUGAACAGUUAGAUUCCACCUUAGACAGUUGGAACCUACCUUGAACAGUUAUAUUCCACCUUAAACGCCACCACGUAUUCGUUCCGAGGGUGCAGCAUUGAAAUCCAUGGCCAUCGUCGGAUUCUAUCCGUUCUCGUCCGCUAAUCUCCACGUCUAUUCAAACGUCUUAUUCACGCCUUCCUCCGUCAGGGCAGCAUGCGUCGCGCAUCUUAUUGGGCUGAGUGCAGCCCAUGGAUCUUUGGCAGAGACCCAUUUCCAACACAUCUCGUGCCUCAUUCAUCCUGCAUACCGUACUACAGUAAACGGCGUCUGGACAUUCUGCAUCAAUCCUCGUGCAUCGUUCUCCGUGGAUUGGUCCUCGUGCGUUGUGCAUCAUGCGCUGCCAGCUGGCGGCUCACCGCGACCCCUCGCCAUGGCGCUUCCCGUGCACCCACCUCCCUCGCAUCUCCUGUGCGACGAGCGCUGUCAUUUCGAACAGCAUCGGCCUUCUGAAAGUCCUGGGAGUUCCCAAAUCCCGAGAAACUGGCCCUGGUCUGCCGAGGGAAACUCGAGAGUUAACCAACCCUCGGACUUCCGAACCUUGGAAUCAGCUACUGAGUCGUACGUCAAGGUUCGAGGCUCGGAGAUCUCGACCUUACCUACAUGCCUGAAUCCAUGGCGCUUGCCCUGACCUGUGUUACGCAUGGUAUGGUGACUGCGCCGUGCCACAGACUCCUGCGCCUGCUGCCACUGGCCGUUCUCCGCUGCAGCGCCCCUUAAUCACCAUCAACUCAAAGAGCCAGGCGACCGGUAUAAACAUGGGGUGGAUACGGCGUCUCAAUCUCCCUAAUCGGAUCUCCCCGUUUGGCCUCCUCUCGUGAUUCAUUCCCUGGGUGUCACGGAAGGCAUGGAUCGUGGUCGAUCUGACUCAUCUGAGGCCCUCCCCCACGGCAAGGCUGUUCCUCCUGGCGCGUCUCGGGCAGCAGGCAGUUUCGCUGCUUCCCCAGGCGAGUCUCAGGCAGAGGACAGUGUCAGUGAGUUCUUUGACUGCCUUACGUCAGCCAGCAGCAGCUCGGAAGCCAUCCCUUCCUAUCCUCCCUCUCCCUCCUUCGCUGCUUCGUCUCCCCCCCAUCGUCGUCUCCUUCUUCCUCCUCUGUUCUCGGCCCCAUCCGCUCCUCCCUUCCCUCAUCUCCCUCCUCUUUCAUAUCCUUCUUUCCCUCCGCUUCCGCUGCCCCUCAACCAGUCUGCUCCGUAUCCCUAUCUUCCUCCCCCUCUCCUCCAUCCUGCGACUCCUCCCUCCCUCUCUGCGCAAGCUGCAUACGACAUCAUCUUUCCCCUCUAUCAAGAGGCUGCUACAGCCGCUGCUGAGGCAGCAGAAGCGGCUGAAAGCGCAUCUGUAGCGCAGCGUUUGGCAGUAUCUGUUGCUGGCAGGGCGGCAGCCUCCCAGGCAGAGGCUACAGCCGUCGCUGCAGCAGCUGCUGCUUCUGCGGAAGCUGCAGGGAAGGCUGAUGUUGAGGCAAGAACCGCUUCAGCAAAGGCAGAGAGAGGAGCAGCGAAUAUUGAGCGCGCCUUAGCCACAGUCUGGGGAGGAGAAUUCUCAGCUGAAGAGCAAGUACUCGCGUCAGCCCCGAUUUACCACCCUUCGGCGGAACCAGAAACAGCGCAAGUGGGUCCAGGAGAUAGGGGAUUUGGAAUUUCAGAGGAAGGGGAUUCUCCAGACGGAAUGAAGCGGCGAAAAGCACGUGGAGAAGAGUCUGAUGAUUGCGCAGACAUCGGAGGGGAAAGGGAAGCAGGUGCGGAGGAGAGGAGCAGGAAGAGAAUGACGGGGAAAGGGAAGGGAAGAUGGUCAGGGGAAGGGACUGGGAGUGGGACAGGGGCCGUGGUAGCUUCACUUGCUGCAGUAGCAGCAGCCACAGCACCAGCAGCAACAGCACCAGCAGCAGCGACAGCAGCGGCAUUUCAGCAUGUGCCAAGGAGAAGUUUGGCCCUUAAUGGGCCAAUAACCAGGAGAGGAAGGCUGCAGCAUACUCGUGCUGCUAGCUCCCCUUACUAUGAGCGCUUCCCUCACUUUCCGUAUCAUAGUCCCAUGCAUCCCUCGGCCAUGCGCUCGCACACUACCCCUGCUCCUGCUCCUACUAAUACUGCAACUGUUCUUUCGCUCUCCCUUCCAGCUCAGCCCGGCCCAGGAGAAGCUCAGGCACGAGCUUGUGAAGAUGCCACCAUGGCAUCUUCCCAGGCAGGUCAGCAGGGCAUGCCUGCUCAACCUCCCCCGAGUCAAGACUUGAGGCUCUUUGACGUUUCCCAGGGUCAGGGCCAGAAAGCUGAAGGGCCGCAGAGGGCAGUUCAGCCGGCUGUUCACCAGAGGGCUUCCACUGGGGAGCAGGAGAGAGGGCUCAGAGGACGGGUGGCAGGAGAAGUUGGUGCACCAGCACCAGCACCAGUACCAGCAGCAGCACCGGUCAAAGUGAUGCAUGCACCGGCACAAGGUCGUGGUGAGUCCAAGGCUAUACAUUCUGAGCACUCACUUCAGCCGGCUGUUGAGGCAUCUUCUGGUGGGCAGGAGAGAGGGGGUCGAGGUGGGGUAGGGAGAGGAAGACGUUGGGAGGAGGCUCCGCUGUUGGGAGUGCAUGUGAGGGAGGGGGGGGGAAGCGAACAGUGGGGAAGCGGUCAGUGGGGAAGUGGACAGCGGGGAGGGGAUGAGUUUGGUGAGCAAAACAACCAGGAGCAGCAGCGACUGCUAUGGGAACAGGAAUGGCCGCAGCUGCAGCACUUGAAGCAGCAGCAGCUGGAGCGGAUGUGGGUGAACCAGGUGCAGCUCUGGUGGCACGAGGGAAGCAUCUCUUCGAGCGAUUACACAGCGCUUCUGCAGCCAAACUCUCCUCACUACCAGCGGUGGCUGCUCUAUUACCAACAACAGCUGUACGACCAGAAUCAGCUAUGCUACCAUCAGCCAUGGCCAUACAACCAGCACAUUCCGCAGCUUCAGCAGCAGCAGCAGCAGCAGCAGCGGCCGCCUUAUGACCAUGACGGAACGCGGCAUGGUACCCAUGGUAGUACCAUGCCUGAGCGAGAGCACGACCAUGCCAUCAUGACAUCGUCAGCCGAAGCUGGUCCAUCCACUCCCUGGGCCUACGACCCUUUCAGUACUGACCUCCCCAGUUGCGACCUCCUCCAGGUGCUUGACACCAUGCCUCCCUCUUCUGUUGCUGCAGCUGCCACUGCUGCUGUAUCUGCCGCUGCUGCUAUGCCAGCGUCUGCUGCUGUCAAAGCUCCGGCUCCUCCACUCCAGCUACCCCUUCCCCCCUACACCGUGCAUCAGUCACAGACAAGCCUCUUCAGAGAUACUGCUGCCUUCGCUGUCCCGCUUCCCUCCCGGGACUCUGCUCGUGCCUCGGCUGGUUUCGGAGUGCUGGUGGUGCAUCGGGGGGAUAUCACCAAGUGGUUCGUGGACGGCACAAGCGACGCCAUUAUUAAUGCUGCAAACGAGUCAGUUCUUGGUGGAGGUGGGGUCGAUGGAGCCAUUCACAGUGCAGCAGGCCCCAACCUCCUGAAGCUGUGCCGCGACCUGCCGAGGCUGAAGAAUGGUGAUCGCUGCAGGACAGGGGAUGCUGUGACAACAGGAGCUGCUAGGCUUCCAGCACGCUACGUGAUCCAUGCUGUGGGCCCAAGGUACCGGUCAGAGGAAGUAUCAGCCCCCGUGCUGAAAAACGCAUACAGGAGCAUUUUACGGGAGGCCACCAAGUCAGCUAUCAAAUUUAUCGCCAUACCCGCAAUAUCAUGCGGCAUAUUCGGGUACCCUCCGAGGAAGGGCGCCCAAGCAGCCAUCGAAGUGUUGCGCACCGCAGCAUGGGGAUCCGUGCUAGAGGUGCACUUUGUGCUCUUCGACCAUAAGAUGCUGAACGACUGGCUUGCUGCCACCCAUGCUGCCAAGCUGCCACAGCUGACGGUGCAACAGCCAGCGCAGUUUGCACAACAGAUAUUGCAUCUGGCACCGCAGGAAAUCACUCAUGAGUGGGCACAUCAGCCACCAAAGCAGGCACUGAAAGAGUUGAAAGGAAAGAAAUUGCAGCAGCAGGCGGUACAACAAGGGCAAUCAGGCAAGACAGCAGGGCAGGCAGAGAAUCGACAACAGUAUCAGGCACAGCAGCAGGAGUUACAGCAGCAGCCACAGCAACCACAGCAGGCACAGCAGCAGACCCAGCAGUCACAGCAGCAGACCCAGCAGUCACAGCAGCAGCUGUCACUGCAAGCGCCUUCUCAAAAUCCAGCGCAGCAGCAGGAGGAGCAGCAGCCUCAGAAGUCAGCACAGUCACCACCGCGAUCAAAGGAUGAGCAGGCCGAAAAGAAGGAGCAACAGGAGGAUUCAGAGCAGUCUCAUAAGCCAUCGCAGCAGCCAGUGCAUGUGUGGCUGCAGGAAAAGAGGGAGAUUGGGACGCCCGGUGGGGGGGAGAGAGGAAAGAGAGGGAAGGUUGGGAAGGAGUUGAACUGUGAUCGGAGUGUGAGUGCUGACAAGAGUGGUGACUUUGGGAUGAACAUGGGUGAAGUAGUCAGAGUGAGAGAUGGAAAUGGGAGAAGGCAAGAUAAGGAGGGUAGGGUGGGGAGAGACGAGAACUCAGGAGGCGAAGCUGAUUUGCUGGGCUUAGGGCGUGACGGGCAGUCAGGGGGGCAUGGCUGGGAGGCCUGGGGCAAGACUGAUAAUGCAACAGGUGCAAGGGGUAUAUCAGUUACUGGACUGUGCAACUGGACUGAGGGUGUAUCGGGUACUGUGGAAGGAUGGGGGUUGACUGCAAGACCGGCGGCAGUUGGAAUGGCUGGUGCUGGGAACCUGGCUAUGCCACGAGAUCUGCUGACACACGGAGCGCUGGUGACACCUGGAGACCUGAACACCUGGGCAUCCCAACCACUGAGGGCACCUGCUGUGGAGGUCGGUGGUAAGGGCUCAAGCAUGGCAGUAGGGGUUGAAGCUUCAAGCAUGGAAGGGGACCUGAUGGACUGCUCUCCUGGUAGCCGGGAAUCUAUGGCUGACGAGGAGGUUCCGUUGCUGGCACCAGCACCAGCACCAGCACCAGCACCAGCACCAGCACCAGCACCAGCACCAGCACCAGCACCAGCACCAGCACCAGCACCAGCACCAGCACCAGCUGCAGCACCAGCAGCAGCAGCAGCGCCAGCUGCACCAGCACCAGCACCAGCACCAGCACCAGCACCAGCACCAGCACCAGCACCAGCACCAGCUGCAGCACCAGCAGCAGCAGCAGCGCCAGCUGCACCAGCAGCAGCACCAGCAGCACCAGCAGCACCAGCAGCACCAGCAGUACCAGCAGCACCACGAGUACCACCAGCAGCAGCACCACCAUCAGCAGCAGCAGCAGCACCAGUAGCAGUAGCCAACACUGUACCUGCUUGUACAGCAGCAGCCAGCGUUACUAGACCUGAGAAAGCGUGGGGUGGAAGCUCCCCUUCCUGCAAAACGCCGCAACCCAUUUUUUCACCACCUUUACCAGCUCCAGCGCCAGCAGCAGCACACCCAGCAAUAUCCAACACUGUACCUGCUAGCACCGUAGCAGCCAGCGCCACAGGGCCUGCGAGAGCGUGGGGAGGAGGCACUGCUUCUUGCCAAACGUCACAAUCCACUGCAGCACCACCAUCAGCACCAUCACUGGCAGCAGCAGCAGCAGAACCAGAACCAGCAGCACCAGCAUCAGCCAGCAUUGUACCUGCUAGUACCGUAGCAGCCAGCGCUACAGGGCUUGGGAAAGCGUGGGGAGGAGGCACUGCAGGUAGGGACCUGUUCAGGUGCAGCAGCAGAGUGCCGGAAACGGUGAGAGAUAUAACAAUGAGGGAUGCAGUGAAGGCUACAGUCACGGAUACAGUAAGGGAUGCCGAAGGGGACAUGGAUCAAGGUGAUCAAAUGGCGAUGCUGCCAGCGUGUGCUUCCGGGGAUGUUGAAGCCUCUGGUUGGCUGGACGCUGCUGCCUCUGCCGUUGUCUCUGCUCUUGCUGCUGAAGUUACUGUCCCACCGCGGCCACCUGCCCUCUCAGUCCUGGAUGAUGCGUCUCGCCUUUCUGCUCCGCUCCUUGAGGCACUGCCUGACGAUGCCUCUGCUGCUGCCUCUGCUGCUGCCUCUGCUGCUGCCUCUGCUGCUGCCUCUGCUGCUGCCUGCGUUGCUCUUGCUGCCGAAGUGACGAUCCCACCACAGUCGCAUGCCCUGUCUGCCUGGGACCGCGCCCCCACUCCAGAUCGGUUUGAAGCCUUCCUAAGCUCUGCCCCAUCGCCACCCCCAGCACCACCACCACCCCCAACAUCCCCACCACCCCCGGCACCACCACCACCCCCGAAGUCCCCACCACCACCACCUGCCAAUGCCUCUGACACUUCGGCUGGUCUUGCUGUUACUUCUGCUGCUGCAAGUGCUGCCAGUGCUGCCGCUGCUACUGCCCUGGCCGAUUCUACUGCUCCCAGUGUUGUUGAUGCUUCCAUUUCCAGUGCUGCUGCUGCUGCAUGUCCUACUUAUGCCGGGGCUUGUGCUGGUUUUUCAUUUUCUGCUGUUGAUGGUGAUGCUGCUGUUGCCACUGCUCCUCAACCUGCAGUCUUGCCUGGUAAUAGCUCCAACGCUGCUGCUGCUACCACGCCAAGUUCAGAAGUUCUGUCUCUGGAUGGUUUGGGUGCUGCCAUGGCUCCUCUUCCUGUCGUCUUUCCUGCUGACAGUUUGGUUGCUGCUGCUGCUGCGGCUGAUUCAAGGCAGCGGGGUAUGGAAUGUGGAAGUGGAGAGAUCAAAAGUGGGGAGGAGAUAAUUGGAUGUGCAAGGGGGAAGGGAAGGUUGAAGGAGCAGGAGCAGGGCCAGGAGAAGAGGAGAAUGGAUGGGGAAGGAGAGGAUGAAAAAGAGGGAGGGGAGGAGGGGGGAGGAGACGUGGGAGGGGAUGGGUCUGGAGGGGAGAUGAGUGGUGAGGAGGUAAGGAAGAUGUUGCCAGCAGAAAAGAUCUCGAAGCACCAGAUGAAGAAACAAAGGAAGAUUGGGAGGAGGAACAAGAAGUAGGCAGGUGUGAAGAUGCGUAUGCGUAGGCUUGUGCACACCUACAGUUGUGUACAUAUAUAUAGCGCACGUUUUAUUGUGUAUAUUUCGUGCUGAUACAGCAGCAUGUAGUCGUGCUGCUGAUGGUGGUGCCUCUGUUUUAUACAUUUUGGCACUUAGUGCUGCACUUGCCGAUUGUACACAAUGAUAUAAAAUCAUAUGUAGAGA